CUCUCUGUGGGCGGGUCUCUUCAGGUUUACAGGAAAUAUGAGUAUCAGGAAGUAGAAAGUUUUGGAGAUUUGUUGUGUCGCUAAAAUUACCACUUUGUGUUAAUAUUUAACACGCUUGUAGGUAGUAUCGGAGGCGUAAAUAGUGGAAAAAAACAGGCGUAAGAGCGCGCCGUCUGUGUCUUCAAACCGAAAGGUAGGUUAGAGUUGAGACAGUUUUAUCCGCUGGUGAUUGAAUCGCUCACUUCAUGAAAGUAGUCCGAAAACAUAUACGAACGAUGUAGUUUAUAAUAACUUCAGAAAACAGAGAGGAGAUGAGUUAUUUUAAUGCACAACUUAUUGAUAUAAAGAGUGCAGCAUACAGUCAGACCAGAUGCAGCCUCAUGGAUGACUGUUUUUACCUGAAGGGUUGGUUAUGCAGCAAUGAAAGGCCUUUUUACUGUAUGUGGGUGUUUGUAGUAACUGUAUAAGUACACAGGCCCUUUAAAUACAGGUAGUAAUACAUUAAAGACCGCCUACACCUUCAUUUACAUGCUGUAAUGUAGACUUUGCUGGUACAAGUAGUGGUAAAAGUAACAUAAAACCAUUGUUGACAUCAAAUUUAGAGGGAUAUUUGUUGAUAUACAUCAGCUGUUCUUGAGAGAAUUGUUUGAUAUUUAAGUUAUUAAGCCAAAAUACUUGUGCCAAUACUUGUAUUAUAGGACAGACCAUUUUAUCUGUUAUUUUCUUACAUAAAGAAAAAAAAACUGUCACUAGGGCUGGGCGAUGUGGGAAAAAGUUUAUCAUGAUCGAUAUUGAUAUAUAUAUAUCACGAUAUGAAAAAUGAAAUUUACCAGUGCUUAUCGGUAGUGUGUCUUUUGCAAUACAAUAAGCUACUGCAUCUGUGAGGUGUUUGUGUCUCUACGACUUUUUGCUAAAGGCAUUGCGCGAGAGAAAGCAGAAUGAAAAUGUUGCUUUGCCCGUGCGCUGCCGCAUGUCACUGCUUCAAGUGGUGAAAAAGAUUUGAGGUAUAGCUCCUUAACUUUGCGAGAACAUGUACUCGACAUAAUUUGCAGUGCACAUUACUCUGCUUCAUGUCCGACCUCAAAAAAACAAAAUAUCUCCACGCCACCGAUGUUUUCAUGCCAGUGUUGUCGACGUUGUCAUCAUCUGUUGAGCCUUCAUCUGCAUUUCUGCUGGGGGACACACUCAUUUUCUUUUUUUCUCACAGACAGUGCUGUCGGCUUCACGUGUUAAAGUGCUCUGGUAGUGUGUAGCCGCAGCCUGCUACUACACAGUUGUUUGCUACUUGUUUCUUAUCCGGCACAUGAUUGGUUCAGCGCGAAGCGGACCCGGAGCUAUUUCAUUGGCUAUUCGUAUAGUUUACCAAAACAUGGCAGAAUGCCGACAAUUGAAAAGGAUAUUGAUAUUGAGGGAAAUUUAUUUUCAUAUAUAUCAGCCCUACCUGUCACAUAUCAAACAAAGUUUAGGUGACUAUUCUGUCAGUGUUAUUGAAGGCACGACCCAGAGAGGGAUACUGAUGUUAUACAGCGGUCCUAUCAGCAUCAAAUAGACAUGAUAUUAAACAAAUAAAACCACAGCAGCAGUGUUUUCACAAAGUUUUCUGGUGUGAGUUUCUCGUCUCGCAAAUUCAUUCACUAUUACUAUCUUUUCCUGAUUGUAGCUGAGGCCAUGAAUCGAGUCCCCCUGCAGCAGCCGCAGAGCUGUGGGCCCUGGGAGCUGAAGGAGCGGCUGGGCACUGGGGGCUUUGGCAAUGUCACAAGAUGGCAAAACAAGGUACACGUUUCAAACACUCUGACUCACUAUGAGUCAUUUUGGGAGAUCAUUACAAUGUUUAAUGUGGCUAUACAGUAAAUUAUAUAAAGAGAAGGAUGUUGUAUUAAGUAGAUUGCUGCGCUGAAUCCUCAAACUUUAAACAUGUUUCUUAGAGGUUAAAAACUUCUUCAUUGACAAAAGAUGAAUCAAUAAAAAGGACCGAGCAAAUCAUCUUGUGUUAGUUUAAGUACUGGAAUAAAAAGUUGUGUAAAGUAUUUUCACAAGAAAAGUAAAUAUACUAACAUUUUACAGAUGAAAAUCAGCGACUCAUUGGAAGUUGGAUUUUUAUUCGCACCCUGAUUAGAAACAGCAUGACAUCAUGAACAGCUCAGGAAGUUGUCCUCUUUACUCACCUCAGCCUAGUUUAAAGUGUGUCAACUGUAAUGAUUUCACCAUAAAUCACAGGAUGAGAGCAUUGUAGAGUUUCAUCAUUUGUGAGAGGAUACUACGGGAAUAUGAACACGCCCUCUUAGUGGCCCUUCCUUUUCCCUCUCUAACGCUGUGCUUUAAAUCGUCAGCAUUAUAAGUGAUAGUGAACCAGAAGCUCUUCAGGAAAUAAUCUUCUGAAAAUAAAACAAAAUUAAGAUUGAUCGACUCAUUAAAUCAGUUCCUUCUCUGUCAACAUGAAGCAGAGUUAAAGACUGAAUGAUGUGUGUUUAAGACUUUUCUCAACGGUCAUCCGUGCCACCGGUGUUUGAGGGGCAAUGGGAAAAGCAGGCGGAAAUGACUUCACAGAGGAGAGCGGUGGUGCCCCGCUGCUGGUCUGAUGACUCGACUUCCUCUGCGGGAAAUUUCCUCUUAUAAUAACAAUACUAAAAACUAUUAUUAGUUCAUUGAUCAGGGAGUGGGAAUCAGGGUGUCUACCUUUUCCUUGAUGAUGCCGUGAGAGACAGGAAAUGAGAUGAACUUGUGCUGGCCGUCAGGUCAAAUGUAAACUGUAUAUUUGGUUGUGUAUGUGUGUGUCAUGGUUUGCACAUGGGAGGGCUGGUUCAUGUAUAGUGAUUCUAAGCUCUGCGACAGUUACAGGUGUGUUUUCUUCACCAGACGGCUCAUGAAAUUACCAACACAAAAGCUGAUAAUAGAACUAAUAUUCAACAUAAGUUCAACAUAUGAAGUAAACUUUUAAUAUUUGCUGUCUGGAGAUUUUUGUGAUUAAGUCAUAGGUAUUAAGUCAAAUUCCCUCUUGUGUUUAAUUUCUGUUGAUUAUAUCUAAAACAUAAAAAUGUAUCUGUUUUUUCAGGACACAGAGGAGCAGAUCGCCGUAAAGCAGUGCCGUCAGGAGCUGAGCGAGAGAAACAAAGAGAGAUGGUGUCUGGAGAUCCAGAUCAUGAAGAAGUCAGUUUCACUCCUUCACAUUUUCAUAUUAGCAUAUUACAAUUGAUUGUUUAGAGAAAGGACAACAUGCCCCAGUUUCCACCCAUUGUGAGAUUUAAAGCCAACAGUGCUGCUGGCAUGUUGAGUUGGUUCAGCAAAGGCAUGCCCAAAAGAGACCUGGCUGGUAGAGCCACAGGACUGACGUUACACCCUUUCUCUUCAACUAACCUACUUACGCAUGUUGGUUAGGUCGGUAAAAUCCAAAGCAGAACAGAUUGUGGUUUUGAUUUGAAGCUGACAUAUAUGACGACGAUUCUAGUGUUAGUUUUUGUAAGAUUUCCUCUUUUAUUCUGCCGAAAAGCCACGAGAUCCUCAAUUUGUCAAAAAAGCUGUUAAGCAAUCAUCAAAACUGGGCAUUAAUCAGCCUGAGAAGAACCGAUUAUAAUGAAAGAACCAGCUUGUGCUUUGACCAAAGCUCUGUCUGCUGAAACAGAAAUAUAUGCAACAGGAAAUAAAUGACUAAAAUUGCGGUAAUUCGCUGUGACGCAGACAAUGCCCUCAGGAUUGAUGUAACAGGUCCUGCUUUGAAGUAUCAAAGCAGGACCUGUUUCAAGGUUAUGACUCUGGAAUGAAAGAGUUUGAUUUUUAAAAGAGAUUUGCGAGUACAAAUGGUACAAAUACAUGCGUUAUCUUGCAGGUUACUAUUUUUUCUCCCACCAAAACUCACACACAGUAAGCUUGUAUCCAAAAAAUAAACAGAUUUCCACACUUUUUUGUUUAGAAGCAGCUCCUUGUCUCUUUUUUGGCCACAGAUUCACGGUCUGUUUUUCCACAGAGAUGCACCUUUGUGUUUGAUUUUUAAUUAUUUUACUCCUCUAAAGCCACCGGGAAAAUCCCCUCUCUCUCUUUUUACCCGACUUCACCCUGAAGUUGAGUUUGGUGUUGAAGUCGAGUUUUGGUUUGACGGGUUAUGACUCACCAAGGUACCUUCCAUGACCAGCUGUGUGCUUACGUGUUAAGCGCUGGACUUAAAUAUACGCAUCUGCUUCACAAGUUUUCUCAAAAUAAAAAGACUAAUUUUGGAUUCUUAAAAACUGAGAAUACGCACACGACAUUAAGGAAUCAUUGCUGUGUGGAAGUUGGAGUUAUUUCGGUCUGUUGGUGGUUUGUCUAACAGGAUGAUGUGCCACCUCCUCAUUUGGUUCUGCUUUCGAGUGUGUUUCAUUUCCACACUCGUCUGUGUUGUCAAUUAGCCGCAGUUUGUGUGUCAGGUCAGAGGAGUCGGCUGGCAUCUUGUGCGGAGUUCGAGUUAUUGUGCUCUUGUUGCGGGUUAUAUUAUACAGCAGCUACAAGGACUCUCUUAUGCAGUGGUUUUUAAUCUUAAAGGGAGCUCUCUCCUGGUUAAUACAUGUUCGUGUGUUUUGCCUUUGGUGGUGCAAACACAAGCAUAAAACCAUUUUUUUCCUAAUCCCACUUUAACAAGUCUGUUUGUUUUCAGACAGACAUGGUCACAACCACAGCCCUCUGUGCACCCACGCUAACUUGUGGAGAAACCACAGGGCAGGCGACACAUACAAGACAACCUAUAAUUAUAUUAUUACAGCUACUUAACACAGAUGUUCAAACAUACAUGCACCAAGAAAUACCUUAGUGUGGCCAUGUUUUUGGUAUCACGUGUGUUGACUUUGGGAUUAUUAUUAUUGUUAUGUGCACCCUCACAAGCCCACAGCACUACCUCGAGAUCUUUCUCUGUUAACAUCCAGUAAAAAGUAUUUUUUGAUAAAUUAAAAAAUGAGAGGAGAAAUGUGAGAGUUACCGAUUAUUCUUGUGCUCUAUCUGCUGUUGUUGUAGCUGUUACGACACUCUGACUACAUGUUGAACAAUGUUUUGGUUACAGUAUAAAUCACCUUCCUGCUGGCUCCGGUAUCCAGUCUGAGUUUGUUAUCUUUAUAUUUCCCCCUUUGCUUUCUUUAAGUGUUCCUGAUCCUGUGAUAAGCAGAAACACAUUUCAGGAAGAGUUCAUAAACCUCCAAGAAUGAGAAAGUAACAGAGCAGAGCACGUCAGACAGAGAUGAGAGGGAGUUGUUAGAGGAAAACACAUGAUGUAAGAAUUUAUAGAGACUAUUUAUGAACGGAUGAAACAUUAACAUGUCAUUGUGAUAGUAAGACUUUCAGAUAAAUGUGGUGGAGGAGAGAUGCAGGAUUCUCUGAGUGAUGUGAUUUGAUGGAGGUUUGUCCUGUAAAAAUGAAACAUGUUGUUCUUUCAUAGCAGUGAAUCAGGAUCAGCAGGUUCUUGAUGGGUUUCUUGGGAUAAGAAGAGUUGCAGGAUAACUCUGAUGAAGUGCGGCAGAUUAAAGCUACAGUGAGGAGUUUUUCACUGGUUAUGAAACGGGCUGAAAUGGGCAGUGAUGCAUCUCUAUGAUGUAAAACAGCGAUUGAGAUCAUCAAUGACGAGAUUGAAAAUUUCUGUAUUGCAUUUUGUUGAUGUUUGUAACUGUUGUGAAGGGGGUGGUAAACAGUAAAAAUAGCCUUAGUUACUAUUUCCAAAGCAAAAACCAAAAGUGAUCGAGGAGUUUCACAAUAAAAAGACAGUGGGAGGAUCAGUUUUUUCCAUUAAAACCCCUUAGACAGGUGCAAAACAAAAUCAACACUGACAGAAAGUUCCUCACAGGAGCUUUAAAGUCCCACUCCGAUAGUUAUUUUUUAACACUUUAAGUGUUUGCAGUGGUCUUUAAAUUGUGAUUGUGAAGUUUUUAGCCAAAAUCAUGUUACCUGUGUCGUUUUCAGGGGCUUUUCUUCUGCAGAGUGUGUCUGUGUCUGAGUCUGCCGUUUGCGUCUGUGAGAGAUUCACAGCGAUUUGAAUACAGAAAUACUCAGAUAUGCAAUUUCUCACUUACUUUUCUCAUGGUAUGUCCGGUAGCAUCAGAAAAAUUCCAUUAGAACACGAGGACAACAAGAAAAACAUGAUUUUCAUUGGAGUGGGUCUUCAAUGAGUCUAGAUUCAGAUUGCCAGCCCUCAUAAAGGGACUAUCAUGGGAGUUCAUAUCUUAAUGUUACAACUAUGAUGGCCCUCUUCUUCUACUGACUGCUGUCUGCUCAUUUUAAUCACUCAGGCUGGAUCAUGUUAACGUUGUAGCAGCCAGGGAGGUCCCCGAGGAAAUGCAGAAGCUGGUGGCCUCCCAUCAACUACCACUGCUGGGAAUGGAGUACUGCCAGGGAGGAGACCUGAGAAAGGUAAAGGUUUAAGACUGGGGCCACAGAGUGGGUGGGUAAGGAGUCUGGAUUUGAGCCCAUAGACCUUCAAGUCGAAGAGCUGUAUAGCAGUAUAUGACUGUUGAUUAGGGAGUGAUGAUCCUUAUUUAGUCAUGAGUCUCUUUGGAGGUUCCUUUGAAAUGCAGCCACAUCAAAUCAGACAUGUUGGAUCAACACGUGUCAUGGUUUCAACUCUCUCAUUGUGCAGUUCAGCAAUCAUGCAACAUUUUGAAGUUGCUUUUAUUUCAGGGUAGAAAUCAGGAACAGUUUUUAUCCGCAACCAUCUGAGUUUGCACCCCGAGGCGAUGGGCAGUAUUGGCACCAGGAGGGAGAGGAGGAAAACGCCAACCAUCACAAACCAACAAACCACAGCGUCAUAAAAAUUUCAAAGCAUCCCAGAUGGUCAAAAACCGAACGGUCCAGUUGGGUGCAGAUGGAGCGGUUAGUUUGGGACAGAGCGGAAACCCAAACUGUCCUCUUUUGACAGGCCUGCCUGGAGUUUCAAACAGUGGUCCACUUUAACUAUACUGUGUAAACUGAGUGAAAUUAAAUCAGAGGCUUUACAAGAAAAGUGUUGACUUGACAUUUUGUCUAUUUCUCAAAUAAAAAAAAGAGGGUGAUGUAGUUGGUUUUAAUCUGAUCCCUAAUAAACAGGACAAAGUUCAUGAGUGGAAAACAGCCGUUUUAAAGCAGGAAAGUCCUGUGACAUAAAUAAGAGAGACAGAUUAAUGAACCCUUUUCAAACACUGUAUUGCUUUUCUCCCAUGGUUCUUGUUACGUAAGUAUUAAGUGUUCAUGUUUAUGCUCUCUGCAGUAUCUGAACCUCUUGGAAAACUGCUGCGGUAUGAGGGAGGGCUCUGUUCUGAUCCUGCUAUGUGACAUCUGUGAGUAUCACACAGCUUCUACUGUCACAUCAAACAUCCGCAGACUGAUAGAUUGAUUGUUAGAUUGAAUGAGCUGGCAGUGAUUAGUUUCCUGUAGCAUGAAGGAAAUGGUCGUGGUGAUGAGCAGUAUUAUUAUGUCAUCAAGGACCCGAAACCACCGACCUCUUAGUCACCGUGGCGAUCGAACGCACUCACGCCGAGGCUUACGUCAACGAUCGGACACUCACGCUCCGUCACAAACAUGAAGUUUAAAUGCUUAGCUGUAUACGACACAAUGUGUAAACUGGUUAGAGAGAGUGGACACAUGUGGUGUGGAUCACACACAAAUAUCUUUGACACACACACACACACACACACAGAAACUCCUUUUUCCUGUUAGCAACCGGCGGACAUUUCCUGAUAAUGAGUGAUCCCUUUAAAGGGUUUGAAGCGUGAGGGUAGUGAGGGUAGACACACACACUCACUCUCACACAUGAAGGUGCAUAGAGGUUAUGAGUUCCGCGUUGUUGGACUCUCUUUGCCAGCACACACACUAGUCACACUUUGACGCAGAGGUAAAGUCACAUUAUAGUUCCUCUUGUAAGUUCAGACAAAAACGUUUUCACUCUGUUCCUGAUUAUUAAAGCUGUCAGAAUGUAAACACUGAUCUGAAACUCUUAUGGAUCGUAUUAAAGAGUUACGCAACACCAAGACGUCCUCUUCCGUUGAUCAUUAUAAGCUUGUUAAAGGCCUGUGCUCACCCAGCAGUGAGGUCAUAAAGCGCUGGAGACCACCUGUGUAUCACUGCUGCAGUGUGAGAUCACAUGUUAGUCUGUGGAAACAAAAGGACGAUGAGACAGAUUUCCUCUUCGUUUACUGCAUGUGGUCCAAUCGAGUAGAAACCUUCAGAACAAAAAGCUGCAGUUCCUCCGGUGUCCACUAGAGACUGGCUGCAAAUGCAAAGGAAAGCCCAUUAGGUGUCAUGUUAAAAAGUUUACAGCAGAAAAGAACUUUUUUUACUCUCUGGUUCAGUGGACAGUCUAAGGUUCAAUCUUCCACGUCUGUAUUCAAAGUUUUCUAUAACAAUGGGCGUGCAGGGUGUGUCAUUGCUGUUUGUUAGGAGACUUAAAGGUGGAGUAGGCAGGAUCUGAGGAAGUGCCAGUUUUGGGGAGAAAUCUUGAAUGUAAACUCUACCCCUCUCAACCAGUUUUCCCCUCAACUCCUCCUCUCCCCUCCCUCUCUGCUCAGGGGAGGGGAAUUCAGAUAUAAUGCAGAUAAAUACUUCAGAUAAUUACAAAUGGGGCCCAGUCAACAUGAAAGUAAACAGCAUUGGUGCUUCUGUAGAUGCCAACAGACUACCAGCAAACACAAUGUUUGCAGGACUUCUACAACUAGGAUAAAGUGACAUACUCCAGGACCCGAGGUAAACGGUUUAGUGGAGCUACAACAUGCAGCAGGUCCAGUUUGACAAGAAACCCUUCUGUUACACUUGGCUUGCUGUGUUAAAGAGGUUUACCUGUCCAGCAGAAAGGUUACAGGGUCAGUAAGAUCCUGAAGCAUCCCCCAUCAUUGUUGACCGGGCUUCUUAGCUCUUGUCUGGGUGGUCUACCUCCUUUUUAAGAGCCCGUUAUUCUGCCAGAGUCUCUGGUAUUUAGUUCGUUUUCUUGCUUGUGUUGGUGGUCUUGGCUAAAGGAGGAUUCAGACAAUUUUCCGUACUUUCUGGUUGGUUUCUACUGUCUGAUAUUGUAGCACGCUAACUUUGUUUGGGCUCCUGAAAGACACGGGGGAGCAGCGUCUACACUAAGGAGCAGAAACCAAUCAGAGAGAUGGCUUUGUUUGCAGUCAGAAAGAGCGGAGCGCUCUGAAAAUUUAAAAGGUUGACUACACAGACAUAGCAAAACACAGCAAUAUCGUUAUAUUACCAAAUGUUAUCAAUGACUAAUAGCUUUUACUGAUAUUAAAAGCUUAUUGUAUAUAUACUACAAAAGAGAUGCUUCUUAAACAGAUUCCUGCCUACCCCACCUUUGAAGCCUUCCUCAAAUCCAUCUCUUUACCUCUGACUAAGUCGACUGAGUCAACAUUUCCAGCAUGGCGGCCGCCGUAGUUUUGACUACAGAACUUUUAGUGAAGCAGAUCCUACUUCUGAUCAUAUCUACUGAUGACUCUAACAGUACCGGUUAAAAAAAAAAAAACACAUGACACUUUUUACUAGAGAGGGAAGAGAAAUAAGAAAUGUGCUUAUCAGACCUGAGAAACAUGCUCCUGUUCCUGCCUGAGGUUGGAAUCUUGAGGCGACAUGAGCUAAACUUUAACACACCUGAUCACACCACCAGACUGUAGAACAGAAAAGAUAUAAGCCAUGAGUUGUGAUAUCAUUAUUUAAAAGGUAUAUAACUCUCUCUGUGCAUUUUUCUAACCUCAUUAAAUAAUGUUGUAUUAUUUUUUACUUCUUUGUCCCUCAGCCUCGGCUCUGACCUACCUCCACAAAAAGAGGAUCAUCCACCGAGACUUAAAACCAGAAAACAUCGUGCUGCAGCAGGGAGAGAAGCGAGUGAGUUAAAGCGGCCCUGAAAAUGUCUUGUUGUGACAAAUACACCCGAACCACAACAAAGAGAGGAUAUUUGUGUGCGGUUUUAGCGGGUUAAGUUCAGGAGACUCGGCUCUCUCGUAUCCCCUCAUUAACCCUUGACAACUUAGCAAAACUGUGCAGCAGUGAAUAUUUAACAGCUGUGGGAUAGGCUGGUUUUGGCAUUGCCAUCUGCGCCUCUCAUUAUAUUACUAUUUAUGUAUAAUAAUAAUGUUCUCCUUACAGCAGCAGGACUUUCUGUAAGAGUGUUGUAUAAAUGAGGCCAGACAUAUUAAAGCGGUUAUAUGUAUACUCACACCUUAUCUGCACUGAGUUUACAGUAUUGCUUAAAGACUUAUUUUGACAUAAUACAGAAACAUUAAAUGCAACAUACAAGCUUUUUCUUUUUUUUUUUUUGGCAGGUCUGAGGACAAAAUGUACAGUCAAGUAUUUGAAAGUCUUAGCAGUAUGUAUUUGUUUGUCCUUCAAGAUUGUAAAGAGAAUUAAGAUGAUGCCGCUCUCUUACUGAUCUCUUACAUAGAGUGUGGAGUCGUUCGUUUACCAAAGUGACAGUUUGUUGUUUUGUUGGUGUCAUGACUAUUCCCAGUUUCCAGGCAAACAGCUGUGUCAUUCAUCUCUGGAGUUUUUCCAUGAACUGUGUGUUUGAGUCAGGUAGGGUAAAAUCCCAUUGCUAACACUCGUCCCUCCUUAUUCUGCUCUGAACUUUAGUUGAUCCACAAGAUCAUUGAUCUCGGCUACGCCAAAGAGUUGGACCAGAGCAGCCUCUGCGUCUCAUUUGUGGGAACGCUUCAGUACCUAGUAAGUGUUGUACUCAGUAACAGAACUAGAAACGAUGUUCUCAUCAGGUUUUUCCUGCAGGAACAGCUGAGCUCAUUUUUCUUUCUGUUUUCAGGCUCCAGAGCUCAUAGAGAGAAAGAAGUACACAGUUACUGUCGACUACUGGAGCUUUGGGACUUUGGUCUUUGAGUGCAUCACGGGAUUUCGUCCUUUCUUACCAACCUGGCAACCUGUCCCUUGGUAGUACCACUUGUAAAAAUUUCCUGUAUUUUGGUUGGUGAUGUGUUCAAAUACCACAAAAAGUCAUCAUAAAUGGAGUCAUGUUUUCUGACCCAGCUCAAGGAUGAUACAUGACAGAGUUUCCACGAUUUCAGCUUACUCAAGUCUCAUUUUCCCCUUUUUCUCUCUGCACUUGUGUGACUGUUAUUCACCUUUUGCAAAAUUAGCUAAACAGUGACGUUGGCAGUGAUCGGUAUGCCACGAUAAGCCUCAUCCUAGAGAAAUAUUAUUGUAACAUGACUGGAUUCUAACCCACAAAGGAUAUAUAAAUACACAGGGGUUGCCAAAGCAAAGAAUUGCAGGAAAUGUGAGUUAUGCAAACAUCAAUGACCCUUUUGCUUUGCUAAUAACACAAAUGAAAGAUACGAAAGUCCGGAGGGUUUGAGAUUACAUAAAUGGAAAAUACUCCUUCAACACCUCAGGAGCUCAGUCCAGCUUUUCGCAUGAAAAUUACUGAAUUUAUCGUGAACUCAGAAAAUAACAAAGAAAUCUGAGGAGUUUUCUCUCAUUUGAUCCACCUGUGACAUUUUCAGGCACAACAAACUGAGGCUGAAGCAGGACGAUGAUAUAGUCGUCUAUGAGGACCUCUCAGGAGAAGUGCGUUUCUCGAAACAUCUGCCUCAGCCCAACAACCUCAACAGGUGACCCGUCAGUGACUGACACACUCAUCGAAUAUCCUCACCAUCGCCGUCUAACUCUAACGUGUUCACUUCUGCCCGACAGUCUGUUACUGGAAAAACUGGAGAGGUGGCUGAAGCUCAUGUUGAAGUGGUCUCCUGAGGAAAGAGGCAAAGACCCUCAGGCCACGCCCAGCAACUGCUUCUCCCAGCUGGACAUCAUCCUGCAGCUCAAGGUGGAUUAUCCCUCCAUUUUUAUUUUACUUUGUCUAUUUCUCAUGACUGUAAAGCUUAUAAAGAUUUGACAUCUUUGAGUUUGGGGUUCAGCUGUAAUUGAAACACGACUUAAAGUAUUUCCACUUUGAUGACAUUUAAAGGGAUAGUGCACGUAUUUACUCGUUCCUCUUUAUCUUCAGCUUGUUCACGUCCUCAACAUGAUGUCUGCUAAAAUCCUGACGUACUCCGUCUCUGAGGAUGAGACGGUGGCGAACCUGCAGCUGAGGAUUGAAAAAGACACCAGCAUCCCUGCAGCCAAUCAGGAGCUGCUGCUGGAGGCAGGGUUAGCCCUGGAGCCACAGGGACUGGCCAUGCAGUGCGCUGUGGAUUACACGGUAAUAUUCUAACCUAACAUAGUUCACAUGAUCCCUUUAACAGCACUUUGCAGUGAUGGAUUUAAUGAGAAUUAUCAUUGUCCUCCUCUGAAGGAGAUAGACGGCCGACGGACAGACCUCCCCCUGGUCUUCCUGUUUGAUCGCUCCUCCUGCAGUUAUGAGCCUCAAUUUGCUCCUCGAACCCUGCCAGAAAACAUCCGCUUUGUUCGUGAGUACACAGCAAAAAAAAAAAAAAAUUCUCCAUCUGUUUUCAUCCACCAAUAAAUCAUUUUCAGAUGUUUAGUUUACUCAUCCGUUUUUUAAAUUCCACUGAAAUCCACUCGAACUUCACACUUUUUUACCGAAACUUUUUGAUUUAUUAAAAACACACCAUGUUGUGUUUUUGUUGUUGAUCAACUAGGAUGUAUUCUCUAGGACAAAGCCUCCUACAGCAGAUAUUUUUUUGAUAUUUAUAUAAACCAAGAGAAGUAAGAAUUCAAUCAAAGACUCAUUUUGUUCAGAAAAAACAACAUUGACAGCUCAGACAUCAUUAAAACCAGUCUUUAUUUACAAAAAGAAUCUUUUAAAUGGUAAACAUAGUUUAAAGAUUAACUCAGGCUGUAGAGGAGAAUAUUUUUAGGCUUUAUGAAUCAUAAACCUUAUUAUCCACAAAGGUGUGGUCAAAAAUCUCUUUUUAUGGCUGAAUUACAUAACCAAAAACAUCUCAUGUUUUUCUCUGACCUUGCGUGUCUUUCGCACUCACAGAAAGCGACCCGAAGCACGUCCUGCCUUACAGCCCUCUUAGGAGGACUUGCGGACAGGCGUGGCACACCAUCCGCUCUCUGAAGGAGGACUGGCAGAGACUGCAGCAGGGACAGAAAGCUGCCAUGUAGGACACAGUGUGCACCAAACACACAAACUCCUACACUUCAAAUAUACAUCCAGUUUUGAAUUAACAUGUUUUCUCCUGUUUUUUUUUUAGCAUGAGUCUGCUGAGACACAACUCCUCUCUGUCCAAACAGAAGAAUGAGAUGGUCUCCAUGUAUCAGAGACUCAUGGCCAAGCUGGACUUCUUUACUACUAGCAUCCACAUAGACAUGGACAAAUACCAGGAGCAGACGGCCACUGGGAUCGGUACGGGGUCAUGAAAGCAUGUUUGUAAAUAGGAGGAAGUUUACUCUGCUGCUGCAUUUGAUCCAUCCUUUACUUAUAAAUAUUUACAACUUAGUUUUGUUGUGAUGUUUACUUCAGGUAGAAAGCUCUCUGUUUUUUUACUCAUGUUGGUGUUCUCAAUUUGUAGCAUCAGACAAACUUCUGGGUGUCUGGAGGGAGAUGGAGCAAAGCGCUCUCAGCUGUGGUCAGGUAGAGUACGGUGUCUCUUCAUAUGUGCGCAUGAAUGUGUGUGUGUGCUUUCGAAAGGUUAAAAACCUGUGUGUGGGUGUCUCUAGGCCAAGGUAAGUGAACUGGAGGAGGAGAUGAUGCAUCUGCAGCAGGACAUCGUGGAUGUGCAGAGACAGCCACGCGGCGAGGCCCUGGAUACGCUGUAAGUUUGCAGCAAACCUCACUGUUCAAAAAGAGAGAGUUGGUUUGUGACUGUGGAUCUUUCUGCCUCCCCCUUAGUGAAGGAAAAGCCAUGGAGCUCUUUCGCAAACUCCGAGAGAAACCCCGAGGUUAGGACCUCAUGCAGCCCUUCAUUUCUUAGCGAACACUGGUGACAGUGUUUAAAUAUGAAAAUAAACUUUUCUCUCGCUUUUCCAGACCAGAGGUGCUCAGGGGACAGUCAGGAGGUGGUGCGUCUGGUCCUUCAGGCUGUGCAGUUUUAUGAAAGGAAACUCAGAGACUUCUACACACAUCUCAGGUACUCUCACACACACACACAAUGAUAAUGUUAAAAAUUACAGUUUCAGGUUGUCAUCGUGCAAACCCUGAGCAGCUCUGCAGAAGAGAGUGUCAGUAUGAGUCAAGUAAAGAAAAACCAGUGAUACUUAAAGGUGGGGUAGGCAGGAUCUGAGGAAGUGCCAGUUUUGGGGAGAAAUCUUGAAUUUUACAUUCACUACCCCACCAAACCAGUUUUCCCCUCAGCUCCUCCUCUCCCCUCCCUCUCUGCUCCAGCAAGCCCCGCCCACAAACCGACGCUCCUGCUCCCUCGUAUCGUUUCAAUGAACUUCAGAUAUAAUUGUUCGGUCUGCCUCCUUUUUAAGCGCCCGUUAUUCCGCCAGAGGCUCCGGUGUUUACUUUGUUUUCUUGCUUGUGUUUUUUGUACUUUCUGGUUGGUUUCUACUGUCCGAUAUUGUAGCACCAUAGACUGUAUAAAGAAUGGACGCCAUCUGCCUCCUCGCUGAGUGAAGCCACUCCGAGAACAGCACCCUCUGUUGACGGGCUGCAGUAUAGGUCAUAAACCAAUCAGCACUAAGGAGCAGCGGCCGCCUCACAACCAAUCAGAUAGGGGGAGGUGGAGAACAAAACAUUUAAAAGGUUGACUGUACAGACAAAACAAAACACAGCGGUAUUGUUAUAUUAUCAAAUUAUAUCAAUAACUAAAUGCUAUUGACUGAUGUUAAAAGCUUUUUUGUAUAUACACCACAAAAAAAGAUGCUUCCUCAACGGAAUCCUGCCUACCCCACCUUUAAACUUGUGGUGUAUUCCACUGCGUCUUAAUGCAGAUUUUGGGCACAUUUACAGAUAAAAUUUAACGUAUUAGUACUUAAAGAAUUUUAUUUGACUUCAUUAAUGGUCAAAAACUUGUUUCUAUGCAGAUAAAUAAAAGGAAAAGAUGGCAAAAUGUAACCACUCCUGGUGUCAAGACUGAAUCAAAAACCGUUUAUUACAGACACGCUCAUUAUCAGACACGUGUGCUCAUGACGUCAAAUUUACAGCUGUACUGUGAUGACAAAGUGUAAAGGGACAUAUUUGUAACUCUUCAUUAAAAGCAAACAGAAAUUUAUGCAGAUGUGUAAAAAGUCACAUCCUUUUAUUAAUGAAGGAUUCACUUUUAGAAUGAGCCACCAGUCUGCGGUGACUUAUUUCUGUAAAAUACACCUCAUGUCCUGAAACUGUGUCUCAUCAUCAUCAUUAUUAUUAUUAUUAUUAUUAUCAUUACUGUGUGUGUUAUUUUCAGUAAGACCGCAGUGUGCCGUCAGCGCGUGAUGGAGCUGCUGCCGAAGGUGGAGGAAGUCGUUCAGAAGAUGGCGGAGAGCGAGCAGAUCCUGGUGAAUCUGCAGGAGAAGAGACAGGGGGAGCUGUGGAACCUGCUCAAAGUCGCCUGUGUGAGGACUCACAAAUUAAUUCACUGUCCCUCAACAAUACCUCAAAUCUCAGAGUUUCACACAUCACUGUAGAUGAUACACAAUCCAAAACUGAGCUUGUUCUCAGUCCAGACUGUCCCACCACACAGCCACAGAUGGAGCACAUGGCAGCACCACCUCUGAUUCGCGUCCUUUCCUUUUGUCUAGAUCUCUGCUUGUGUCGUAUUUACUCUCAGUUGGACAAAAGCAUCUGCUAAAUAACACUGUAACUUUGUAACAUCUCCCAAUAGUUAAAAUUCAGUGGAGAAAAAAAACACAGUCCAGAUAUAGUCCAGUCCGCUCUUCCAAAAAUAGUAUCAACAAAAACAUCUAAUUUCCUUAAAGUUUUUAAUAUCUUGUCUGGAAAUUCAAAGUACUUCCUUCUUAUAAAGCAACUUCUCCAAAUUUCCCGGUCUCUGCAACAUCAAUAACUUCUCAGGUUCCUGUAUGAAUCAGGGAAGAGAGCGAGUGAUUCAAUCCCAGAGAAGUUAUUUUUUGGUUUUUGUUUUAACCUUAGUAGGAAAUAAAAACCACAGAUAUUAGUCAUUUAUAGCAGGAAGAGUUUCUGUUGAAUUUUUCUCCUUCUAAAUAUACUCUAGAGGUCAAAAUAUAAACACCAGGAGUCCUGAACACAAACAGAAAUGUUGAUGAGGGAGCGCUGAACACUGCGUCAGUUAAUCAUGUCAUCUUGUCUCAUGCAGAGUAAAGUUCGCAGCCCAGUGAGCGGCAGUCCUGAUGGACUACAAACCCAAUCCUCAGUGCCUCCUCUACUGACAUCCAGACACAGCCUGCAGCAGUUGUGAGUAAAAAAAAACACACACACAAAUAUAAAUAUUCGCACACUUGGGCUCAAACGUUUUAUCCACUAAGGAUCUAGAACUGAUUUUAAACUUGUUCAAACAGAGGGACACUAUCAGAAGUGUGGGUAACGUCUUUGUGAAUGUGUGUGUGUGUGUGUGUGUGUGUGUGUGUGUGUGUGUGUGUGUGUGUGUGUGUGUGUGUGUGUGUGUGUGUGUGUCUGCAGUGACGAGUCUCUGGUGGAGGAGAGCCGGACAUUUGAGAGUCGAUUCCAGAGUUUGCUGCAUGACACCAUCCAGGAGUCCGAGAGCAGUAUGGAGGUACUCACACACACUCUCUCACACACUCUCACACAGACACACACUCUCCUUCUGAUGUCAAACAGCUGCCAUGUGUGGUUUGCUGUUUUUCUCUCACUCAUUUUUAAAAACUCUCUCCUUGAUUCUCAGAUGUUGAGUGAGUGGACGUGGCUGCGCGGAGGACAGAGUUUCUCCAGUGACCUCUCCUAAACUGCGUUUGAUUCUCUCCUUACAUUCGGUACUCUGCUGCCUCUAUGUGGAUGGGAUGUUAAAUUACACAAAGAAGAGGAGGUCGCCGGUUUGUUGAACAAUGUGAAAGGAGGAAAAAAUGCUGGCACAUAUUUGCUUCAUAAGAUAAGGUACCCUGAACUGCUGUCUGGCCUAAAAAGUCUCUCUUCUUGGGAUUUACAUGAGAGGAAUGAAUCACAGGAUGGGUCCGAGCUUUUUACCAAGUUAUUUUAAAAAACAUUUUGUACAUCUGUGGCGGUUGAGCUCAGGACAGUCAUUCCCUCUGCGUAAUUUUGUAAAAAUGAACUUUUUCAAAACAUGCUUACAUUCCUACAAUGUCUGGAGAGGUGUGCAAGAAAAAAGUUUAAAAUUGAACGAUCUUUUAGAAAGUGACCUUGAAACAGCUGAUGCACCAAAAAUGCACAUUUUUGUCUCGACGUCAUGAGGGCAAGGUCAUGCUUUUAAAAAACUGAUGAAACAUUUCUUUUGUGUUUUAAAACUGUAUAUUUCCUUUGUUUCGCUACAUGUUUUUAUCGUGAAACUAAAGAAGAUAUUUUAAGAACUAGGGUUCAAGAUCUGUUCCGUAGAAAACUGUCAGUCUGAGUUUGUGUUUUUAACAAAAAUGUUAUUUUUUAAAGAUAAUGAUCGAAAAAAAGAGUUUUUAACUGUCUGAGCUGUGUGUUAGUGUGAAUGUGAACUUUUCUUUUCUCUGUCGUCUCAUGUGGAGGUUUGGACAUGAGGAUAGAAGCAGCUGUAGGAGAAGGUGCAGGUCACAUCAUGAUGAGACUGAAGGAUGAGAACAACUUAAAUAUAAUGUCUUUGUGAUUAGAUGGUUGCACAGGGGAAAAAAUUAAAUAGAUAAAUGAAAACUGCACCUGUCCUUUAAAAUACACUCCAUGGUACAAAGAAGUCCUGCUGCAGAGUUAAGCUGCCUUUCUGUAAAGUGGGAGUGGAUCAUGUAGUGACGUAGGACCACUGCUGGCAAUGGCCUUGAUUCUGCACCAGCACUCAGGUGCUUUAGAGUGUAUUUUAAGGCUACUGCAGUUUUUAUUAUUGGAUUGAUUUGACUUUUGUUCUUGUGAGAGCAUCCCCUGAGUUAGAAGAAACGAGCACCUGUGACAAAUUUAAAGAUCCAGCAACACUUCUACUCUUUUGUCCUCGAACUUCCCCAUGUCUUAUCCUUCUGUCUUGGUGCAAUACGGGGAUGAAAGUACGUGAUUUAUAGUGCACAUUUCUGUGUUUUCUGAAACUAUGCAAAUCCAAGAAUGCAGAUGACUUGAAAAAUGUGAAAAUUUAUUCUGACAUCUUAUAAUUACUGACUCUGUGAUUACAUUAUGUUGGGUGUCUUUGUUCUUUCUGCUCUUAAAAUGUGAGACUUGUCUCUCAGACUUUGCAAAACUGACAUUUAGCGAAAUUUUGCUCUCCUGAGAACAGGCUCUUCCCUCCUCUUCGUCCAUUUUAUACCGACCCAAAUAAAAAAAAGAGUCAAGAUGAGGA
Xyrichtys novacula (pearly razorfish) is the source of this 18197-nucleotide messenger RNA. The record is from the annotation of a GenBank genome assembly. NCBI's taxonomy places the organism in Eukaryota, Metazoa, Chordata, Actinopteri, Labriformes, Labridae.